Oppia nitens is the source of this 1005-nucleotide messenger RNA. Its product is annotated as queuosine salvage protein-like. Lineage: Eukaryota; Metazoa; Arthropoda; Arachnida; Sarcoptiformes; Oppiidae. The coding region runs from base 1 to 1005 and encodes 334 amino acids. The transcript has 5 exons. The record is from RefSeq and is a predicted model, not a curated record.
AUGAGUGAAAACAAUUCAUAUUUUAUUGAUCCGUUGAGUUCAUCAGAAAUUGUGGUCAAUUUAGCCACAAAUGUUGUCAUCAAAGACGAUGGCAUUCAACUUAUGGCACAAAAGUUAAAAGAUGACAUCGAAAGUAAUAAAUAUUCAACACAUGUCUGGAAAGAGCAUGUCUUACACCCGAAAGUGGCCGACAAAUCAACAAUUGAUUGGAUCUUUGUUGUCGAUUCACUCAAUUUCUCAUUUUGGCCGAACCCGAGACAUGAGUAUACCAUCGAAGGUCAGGUCGGAUAUUGGGCUCUCUGUGCGGCCAUUAAUAGGGCUUUGGAUAAAGGAAUUGCUAUAACGGAUCCAAAAUAUUAUUCACAAAUAAGUGAAGAAGAUUUCAAACAAAUCUUUGCCACCGAUAAUGGAUUUGAAAUACCAUUACUUAAGGAAAGAUUACAAGUUUUACGGGAAUCCGGAAGAGUUCUCAUUGAGAAAUUUGGUGGAAGUUUUGUCAAUUGUAUAGAAAUAUGUGAUUCAAAAGCAACAAAUCUAUUGAAACUAAUUGUUAAUAAUUUUGAAUCAUUUCGGGAUCAAACUCUAUAUAAGGGAUAUAAAGUAUCAUUUUACAAAAGGGCACAAAUACUUAUAUCAGACAUUUGGGCUGCUUUUGAGGGACAAGGCUUCGGACACUUUUAUGAUAUCAAUGAUUUAACAAUGUUUGCCGAUUACAGAAUACCUCAAGUGUUGGCACAUUUCAAUGUUAUCGAGUAUUCGCAACAAUUGCGAGAUUUGCUUAAAGAUGAAAAUCAUUUGUUAAAGAGUGGUAAUGAAUAUGAAGUGGAAAUAAGGGCCGCAUCUGUAGUGGCCGUCCAUCGCAUACAACAGAAAAUCAGGGAUUUGGACAACACUUCCAUUAAUUCAAUUAUUAUUGACUUCUAUUUAUGGGAUUACAGGCGAAACAAUGCCAAACAAAUAGAUGAGUCGACACCAUUUCAUAGGGUUAGACAUAUCUAUUAUUAG